Molecule: messenger RNA, 477 nt
Organism: Brenthis ino (lesser marbled fritillary)
Lineage: Eukaryota; Metazoa; Arthropoda; Insecta; Lepidoptera; Nymphalidae
Source: the annotation of a GenBank genome assembly
AUGAACAAAGUGUACCGGCAAUUGGUGAAACGGGGAAUGAUUCGUGUAUUUUGGACAAGCGAUAUCUUCGGCCGCCGCCGACCGCCGCCGACCGCCGCCGACACCGGACCGCGCUUAGACAAAGAAUCGCCCAAAGCUGGUGGUUUCAAUCCAGUUCCAGCAGUGGUCGUAGAGGGCGAGCUGUCUGGAUGGCGGGCUGACGGGAUGCUGGGCGGCGGCGGUCGGUUCCCACGGAAAAUUAAAUCACAUGACGGACAAAUUGCAGCCGCGGCGCCCGCGCCGGUCACACGACAUCACUCGACGAUAUUUGAAAUCACCGUGUUACGUUCAUCGGCGCUCUUUGAAGUUCAAUUCGAGUUGAUUUUCCUCUUAAGGAUAAUUGGUGCCGCCUUGCAGCGCGACGCAGGCGACGCAUGCGCUACUACUUGCCUCCGAUGCAAUUUUAUCGUAAUUUGUAAUAUGAAUUGUAACAUCGGU